Messenger RNA from Ilyonectria robusta, 489 nucleotides. RefSeq lists its product as uncharacterized. The record is from RefSeq and is a predicted model, not a curated record. The transcript has 2 exons. Bases 1 to 489 code for a protein of 162 amino acids. Lineage: Eukaryota; Fungi; Ascomycota; Sordariomycetes; Hypocreales; Nectriaceae.
AUGAAGUUCUUUGCUCUUCUUUCUGGACUGGCUUUAGCCGCCGCCCUCCCUUCCCAGCCUGACUCAGAGGCGCUCAGCCUCCGAUCCGAGCCAAGCAUUCUCCAUGACCUUGUUUUGAAUGUCACCUCUUUCCCUGAGCAGAAUGAGGUCCUCAUUGACUACUUGUACAAACCGGGAGUCGACUUCUAUCAAGAGAUGGGGUUUUCGGCCGAUACCUCCCUCGCUCGACGCACUGAUGUCAAUAUUCCUGGCAUCGGCGAACGCAUUUCUGUCGCAUUUCGAAUUGCCACCGUUACGAUUAUUCGUGCAGCUGCGGAUGUUCUCCGUGUUGAAAUCGACAAUCUGGUGAACUAUACUAUCACUGUCACUCUGAACUGGGCUACUGGCACUGAGGAAGAGAAGGUUCCCGGCAGUGCUACGGUGAAAGAAAGUAUCACUAUUCCUGACCGAAACGGUCAGAUUAGGGUUACUGCAUCCAGGUUUUCCUAA